Lolium perenne is the source of this 770-nucleotide messenger RNA. RefSeq names its product BTB/POZ and MATH domain-containing protein 1-like. Gene Ontology annotation, molecular function: protein binding. Lineage: Eukaryota; Viridiplantae; Streptophyta; Magnoliopsida; Poales; Poaceae. Gene Ontology annotation, biological process: protein ubiquitination. The record is from RefSeq and is a predicted model, not a curated record.
UAAUGAAAGGACGGGCUUUGAUGAAUUCCCCAACCAAUAAAGAUUGCGAUGACGAUUCUGAAGACAAUGGGUGGCUUAGGUUCGUUAAGUCAGCUACUUUGGAGAAAGACUAUGUAUUUGAGGGACACGUCACAUUCCUAUGCGCCAUCUUGGUCAUACAUGACAGCCCAGAGCACCAAAAGACGGGUGGCAGCCCUAUUCCUUCAGACAUCGGGUCUGAUCUUGGUCGCCUGUUAGAUCAAGAGGAUGGGACGGAUUUGUCAUUCAUCGUCGACGGGGAGAUAUUCCGUGUGCACCGAGCAGUCAUUGCUGCCCGCUCGCCGGUGUUUAGGGCGGAGCUCUUUGGUUCCAUGGCUGAAGCUACAAUGUCAUCCAUUACGCUGCAAGAUAUCACGCCUGCAACAUUCAAAGCUAUGCUUCGAUUCAUGUACACAGAUAAAUUACCCGGAGAAGAUGAGCUUGUGGACUAUUCUGUUGAGAUGUUUCAGGAUAUUCUUGCCGCAGCCGACCGGUAUGCACUGGACGGGCUGAAGCUUAUGUGUGCCCAAAAGCUAUGGGAUUAUGUGACGGUGGAUACGGUUGCGGCUAUUUUAGCUUCCGCCGAGACUUACAACUGUCCAAAGUUGAAGAAGGAGUGCUUCAACUUCUUUGCGGUGGAGAACAAUUUUAAGAAGGCCGUGUUCACGGAUGGCUUUGCAAUGUUGGUGCAGAAAUUCCCAUCGUUAACUGCCGAGCUGAGAGAGAGGAUUGUGAGUUGUGAAAUAAUAUAG